AUGCAAGGAAACGCCGUCAUAGCAGUCAUCAUCGGCGGCCUCACGGCAAUGGGCUUGCUCUUAUGGGGUCUAAGCUCCUGGUGGUUGUCACUUCAGAGAAAGUGGGCGGAAGAUUUGAAAGCCAGGCAAGAUCGCCAGGCCACGACCGAAAGAGCGGGUACAGCAAUUGCAGCACGCAGUCCACCUCCACCUAGGAAUCCAGCAGCGCCUAGAGUACACUUCGCAUCGCCGGUGGCCUGGACGGCCGGACGUCCUCAAACGCCUAGCCCUGGGAGUACAGAUACGAGCGAUUUGACGCAAACGAGUUGA
Molecule: messenger RNA, 309 nt
Organism: Hyaloscypha bicolor E
Lineage: Eukaryota; Fungi; Ascomycota; Leotiomycetes; Helotiales; Hyaloscyphaceae
Exons: 1
Coding region: 1-309 (102 amino acids)
Source: RefSeq, a predicted model, not a curated record